Molecule: messenger RNA, 1436 nt
Organism: Trifolium pratense (red clover)
Lineage: Eukaryota; Viridiplantae; Streptophyta; Magnoliopsida; Fabales; Fabaceae
Product: GDSL esterase/lipase At1g23500-like
Exons: 4
Coding region: 186-1307 (373 amino acids)
Biological process (GO): lipid metabolic process
Cellular component (GO): extracellular region
Molecular function (GO): lipase activity
Source: RefSeq, a predicted model, not a curated record
UGCAAAAAAAUAUUCUAAUAUUUUUUAUUUCUUGUAUCUUGGCAACUUAUUUUUUUAUUACUAUAAAGGGGGAAAAUAAUUAAAUUAGUAAUUACGUGUAUUUAUGACCUGGAACAGAGCUAGUCUAUAUAAAUACCUUAAUAUGGUUGACACUAUAUUGCAACAAAAUAACACGUAAUAGUAAAAUGGAAAGAUUAAUGCAGGUAAGAUUAGUGACAGUUUUUGUUGUUUUAUUGGGUAGAGUAUCCAAUAUUGCAAUUGCACAAACUACAAAUGCAGCAUUUCCUGCUGUGUUUGCAUUUGGUGACUCAAUCUAUGACACUGGAAAUAAUAACAACCUUUUAACUGCAUCUAAGUGUAAUUUUCCUCCCUAUGGGAAGGAUUUCUACGGAGGAAAGGCUACCGGAAGAUUCGGUAACGGCAGAGUUCUAUCAGAUUUGAUAACUUCGGCCUUGGGUGUGAAAGACACAUUGCCAGCAUUCUUGAAUCCAGCUUUAACGGCUCAAGACCUUCCUACUGGGGUAUGCUUUGCAUCAGGUGGUUCAGGUUUAGACGAUUUGACAGCAAACAUGCAAGGAGGAGUAUUGACAAUGGGCGCUCAACUGAACCUGUUCCGACAAUACAUAGAAAAGCUGAAAGCAGUUGUUGGAGCAGAUAAGGCGGCCGAUAUAAUAUCUAAAGCUUUGUUUAUAAUAUCGGCAGGAAACAAUGACGUUGCAUUUGCUUAUUCUUUUACUAUAAGAAGAGCUUUGCCUUUCAAUGUAUAUGCCGCUACUUUAGUUAGCGCAAGUCAAAAUUUUCUCAAGAGUCUAUAUCAAUUGGGCGCACGACAUGUGUGGGUUCAAAGUACAGUGACAUUGGGAUGCUUACCAGCAGCUAGAUCAACAUUGGGUGGACCACUGAGGUUUUGUGUAGAUUAUGAGAAUAUCUACGCACAACAAUUUAAUGGCAUGUUAUCAGCAGGUGUUGCAAAUCUUAAAAGCACCCUUCCUGAUUAUGAUCUUAGAUUUGUUGAUGUCUAUACUCCAAUGCUUCGUCUCAUACAAAAUCCUUCUGCAGCAGGGUUCGUAAAUGUGUGGAACGGGUGCUGUGGAACAGGAACAUUUGAAAUGGGACCUGCAUGCAAUGCAUUUACAUUCCAAUGUCCAAGUACUUCACAAUACUUUUUUUGGGAUGUUGCUCAUCCUACUGAGAGAGCUUAUCAAGCCACUCUUGCUCAAUUGCUACAUGCUCAAAACUACGAUCUUAACAGUUACAAUAUUUCCAAAACUCUUCAUCCUUUAAAUGUAUCAAAUCUUAUAUUUUAAUUAGUAAGCAAGUAAUUUAUCAUAUGGUGAUCACCAUAAAAAAAAUAAAAUAAAUUACUAUAUGGACUAUUAAUUGUUUAUCCAAGUAAUGAAAUAGACAAUUGAUUUGUAACGUGUUCCCUUUCCUUU